UUACACGAAGAUCAACGUGGCCCUCCUAUCCAACUCGACAGUGUCGUUGUCCUUUCCGAAAGACCUGGACACCCAGGCCAACUUCUGAUUGGAUAUGCCCAAGGCCUAAGCCUUCUAUAUGACUUACGUGGUGAACGUCUGUUAGCUGUUCUACCUUGGAACAAUGGGCUUGAAGCCGCGGCCUGGUGUGGCGGCUCUGGCUUCCCAUGCUACCCAGGCACGCCAGGUGCCGGGGCAAGCCAAUUAGGUGGCCGACUGCUCACUGCCCAUUCGGACGGCUCUCUGGGAGUUUGGCGACUCAGGGGCAUAGCAGCUAGUUCCGGGACCAGUGGUAGCGCAAUCGCAAGCAAUAUCCUUGGCGUGGAUAAGCUCACUAUUGCUAACCUUCCUCCACCUAGGCUACAAAUGGAAGAAGCCCCGAGCAUGCCCUAUGGUAGUUAA
Molecule: messenger RNA, 441 nt
Organism: Protopolystoma xenopodis
Lineage: Eukaryota; Metazoa; Platyhelminthes; Monogenea; Polystomatidea; Polystomatidae
Source: the annotation of a GenBank genome assembly